AUGAUCACGACCAUCAAGGAAGCGGCAUAUCAAACGUUUGCAGCAACAUCAGCAACCGAGGAAGAAGAAAUUAUCGCAAGACGGGGACAGCUUCCUGACGGGACGAAGCCAGUCAAAGUUCCAAAGCGGAUUUGGAGAGCGCAAGUGAAAAACGUGUACGAAGAACCGGAGGCGGACUUGGACAGUCCCGCAACCCACGAUUGGAUGUUCAAAGAACACGGAAAGACGGUAAUCCACUUCUACAUCCUAAGAUGUGACGAUACAGUGGAUACAGUUGGAGAUACAAAGUUCUUCAUCACAAUGGAUUUGGACGCAGGCUACUGGCAGAUCAAGAUGACCACGUCAUCAAAAGAGAAAACGGCGUUAUUUGUACCAGAUGGCAAGCAGCACUUCCUAGUGAUGCCAAUGGGGAUACUAAGCGCCCACGCAUUCUUUGUCUGUGUAACCAUUCAAUUCAAGAAAGAAUGGCAUGAGUUGUACAAAGAGACCCAAAAGCAGCACUACAAAAACUACUGGACAUCAUCAACAAGCACAGAGCGGCCAUCACGCUGA
Messenger RNA from Cylindrotheca closterium, 552 nucleotides. NCBI's taxonomy places the organism in Eukaryota, Bacillariophyta, Bacillariophyceae, Bacillariales, Bacillariaceae. The record is from the annotation of a GenBank genome assembly.